Messenger RNA from Guillardia theta CCMP2712, 973 nucleotides. RefSeq lists its product as hypothetical. The transcript has 2 exons. The coding region runs from base 19 to 837 and encodes 272 amino acids. The record is from RefSeq and is a predicted model, not a curated record. NCBI's taxonomy places the organism in Eukaryota, Cryptophyceae, Pyrenomonadales, Geminigeraceae.
GACGCAGACAGAUGGGAGAUGGGGCCACACACGGGAGCCUCCCUUGAAGGAAGGACACAGCUGCUGGAUCAAGUGUCUGGGGAUGUGGGGAUGAGGUCGAGAUUCGAAGCAUUGACCAAACAGUGCUCUGAUGGCAGCGAUCAGGCAUGUUUGGAGAUAGCGCAGAACAAGCAAUAUCUGAACCAGUUGUCCACCACUGUUCACCACAAGAGGCCCGCCAGAGCUUCACGAGCGUCUCCAUCAAGCAAUCAAAUGAACUUGCAGGCAGUGUCGAAACAGUUGGAGCCUUUGAAGAAGCUGAGUGCGUACUCCAAGACGUACCAGGACAUGGCGGAUGUGAAGGGACUGUGGGACUCGUCGAAAUGGCAAUCCGGGGCAUUGGGAGACGUGGUUUCAAGUCAAUGGUUGGAGGCGUGUUCGGAGGGGAAUCAGGCAGCGUGCAACCACAUUGCCAGGAGUAACGGUGCGCUAAACCAGCUCUUGCAAUCUAGCAUUCAACCAGGGCCCCCUAUCGAGGCGUACAUGCCCUCCGACGCUCCCAAGCCUGUCUUUGUGAAGCCGAAACCUCCUCAGCCUGGAUUGUUCACGAGCUUCAUGCAAGCUCUUGGGUUGAGUGACGAGUUUGAUAACAGUGGCGUCACGGCAGAAAAAAUUCCAAAGAUGCUUCCAGACAACGGGUUCAGCAGGGCUCCAAAGUACAAGGCUGUAUGGAACGACGGGACUAUUGCGCCAAGUUUGUCCGACAAUGCUGGAAACAAGGACUUGUUCCCAGCUUUCCAUGAAUCGCUGUUCUCCGACAGUGUGAAGCCAAGCGCGCCAAGCACUGAGUAUCACUAGAGCGAAGGCAUUCCACUAACUCUGCUGUGCUGGAGGACAUACUGUGUUGUUAUUGUUGUCAAUUCUCUCUCUCUCUCUCUCUCUCGUCCAUCCACUUUUCCUUUUUGACUCUGUUUACUAAAGAAUUCCAAUCUUG